AAAUUUGGGUGCGACCAAAGAUGCCGCGGCAUUUACCCUAUCCGCGGCCGCAUCGGGAGCUCCCACUGAAGCUGCGCCGAUGUGUCAAGCCAUGGCUUGCCCACAAGAAGAUUUACUACGCUACACCGGCCAACCCGCCUCCCGCCCCUCGCUCUCGCUCCACUCACCCCACCUCGGUGUUUCUCCUCUGGACCACUCUCGCCGCCAACCAAUUGCAGCCGUGGCGGCGGGGAGACAAGGCUGAGGAGGCCCUUGACAGCAGCACAGAUCGGGCUUAUCGGUACCCGUACGAACUGCACAGGAAUCGCAUCUUACAGCGCCCGCGCAAUCCAUCAGCCCGGCAGCUCGAGGAGGAGCUACAGGAAGAGAGCAUGCCCCUGCAGCAACGCUUCUCCAACCUUAUGUCCUUGCUCAAAGCAAAGUAGCCUGACUUUUUAGAGGGAAAUUUUAAGUUUAAUUGCAAGCGGUGGUGGGUUGAAUUUGCAAAAGUUUAUAAUCUAGAUUGCACUAGCUCAACCUAUGCACAAUUGAGCAUUAGUAGAAUUAUUCCUAUUUAGUAUUAUUUCUUUAUUCAAUUCAUCAAUGUGUGAUUCA
Molecule: messenger RNA, 594 nt
Organism: Selaginella moellendorffii
Lineage: Eukaryota; Viridiplantae; Streptophyta; Lycopodiopsida; Selaginellales; Selaginellaceae
Exons: 3
Coding region: 21-425 (134 amino acids)
Source: RefSeq, a predicted model, not a curated record